Molecule: messenger RNA, 1026 nt
Organism: Lathyrus oleraceus (garden pea)
Lineage: Eukaryota; Viridiplantae; Streptophyta; Magnoliopsida; Fabales; Fabaceae
Exons: 5
Coding region: 1-1026 (341 amino acids)
Molecular function (GO): nucleic acid binding
Source: RefSeq, a predicted model, not a curated record
AUGGAAAAGACAAAGCUAGGAUACGCUGAUAAAGAAAUCUUUAAAAUAUUGGCAAUAGAUAACCCGACAGACGGAGAUUUGAGGAAACCAAUAGUGGAAUAUUUACAAAAUCCAAUGGCGUCUGUCGAUCGAAAAACCAGAUGCUGGGCUUUGGAUUUGAUUGGGGAAAUUCGACCAUCAUCAUCUAAGAAUCCGAGAUUUGGAAUCCCAGAGACUGUCACAACAGAUCAAGGAUCAGUAUUUACUAGUAGAAAGAUGCAAGAAUUAACUAAGGAAAUGGGUUUCAAAUUGUUAACGUCUAUGUCAUAUUAUGCUCAGUAUCAGCAGCAACAACAACAACAGACACCUAAGAAGGCAGACUGGGAGAUUGCCAUUGAAAAGUUGGCAGCCUACAGUAUACAGUUUCAAGAAGAAACAAGGACUAAUAAAAAAAACACCACAACCUCCAUCAAAAAUCUUGAAGUUCAGAUGGGACAGAUAGCACAACAGUUAGCAUCAAACUCUCAAGCCCCUGGAACCUUACCUAGUGGUACGGUAACAAACCCGCGGGAACAUAACACUGUUAACGCUGUCACAACCCGAAGUGGAAAGUCAACCGAGGUAAAUGAUAUAGAAAAGGAUGGAUUAAUAGAGGUGGGUUUAGAAAUCAAGGAAACAAAAGUCCAAGAUGAAGAAGCAAUACCACCUCCUGUCCCGGAUAAGGAAAAGGCUCCUAAACCCAUCAUCAAACUUCCUUACCCUCCACGACAGAAGAAGAAGAAUCAACAUGAGAAGAACUUCGAGAAAUUUCUGGAGAUGUUCAAGAAACUCGAAAUCAAUAUCCCUUUUUCUGAAGCAUUGGAACAAAUGCCAAUAUAUGCCAAGUUCAUGAAAGACAUAAUUUCCAAGAAGCGUUCCACUGAUACUGAGCCGAUCAUCCUGACUGAAACAUGCAGUGCUGCUCUGAUUGACUUGGGAGCGAGUGUAAGUUUGAUGCCACUAUCCAUCUACAAGAAAUUAGCCAUCGGUUCUGUUCAAGAUACUUGA